Trichoderma breve is the source of this 1269-nucleotide messenger RNA. Its product is annotated as methyltransferase domain-containing protein. Bases 1 to 1269 code for a protein of 422 amino acids. Gene Ontology annotation, molecular function: methyltransferase activity. The record is from RefSeq and is a predicted model, not a curated record. The transcript is spliced from 3 exons. NCBI's taxonomy places the organism in Eukaryota, Fungi, Ascomycota, Sordariomycetes, Hypocreales, Hypocreaceae.
AUGGCGGUGGAAAGUAUCCCGCCUGCUGGCAAGUCUGUCAUCAUAGACGAUGACUAUGAACAACGUGAAAAGCACAAUGAUCAUGAUGCUGCUGCAGAGACAGACGAAGAAGAAGAAGAAGAAGAAGAAGACGGAGAAGAGCACGAACAUGAAGACGAGGAAGACGGAGAAGGAGAGGAAGAAGACCACGACGACGAAGACGACGCAACGGCCAGCGACUCCAACUCCAACUACUCGUCCGCCUCGGAAGACGCCCUCCCGCCGAUCCACGAGUACGGCCACGUCUACCACGGCUCGGGCCGCAUGGUGACGCCCAACGACCCGUGCGAGAACCAACGCCAGGCCUACCAGCACGAGCUCUUCACGCUGUGCCUCGGCGGCGCCCUGACCUUUACCAAGCUGCCGCUGGAACACCUGAGCCCGGACAGUCCGCGCUUCCAUAUUCUUGAUGUUGGUUGUGGUGGUGGCCACUGGGGCAUGGAGAUGGCCCAGAGCAACCCGCUGGUCGACGUGCUGGGCAUCGAGCUGAGCAGCGCCAACCUACCCAAAGAAGUGCCGCCCAACCUAACCUUUGAGAUUGCCGAUGCCGCCGAGGACUGGCCGCCGCGCCUCUACGACUUUAUUCAUCUGCGCAACCUGGUGGGAGGCGGUAUUCGGGACUGGCGCCGCCUCAUUGUCCAGGCCUUUGACCACCUCAAGCCGGGGGGCCAGCUCGAGUUCACAGAGGUCACGCCGCUCUUCUUCGGCGUCGACCCGGACCCCACGUCCGAGUCGUCCGACGACGCCGACACCGACACCGACACCGACGCCGAGACGGACCAACAGCAGGCGGAGACGGAGCAGCGGCCCCGGGCGGCCCUCGGCGCGGCGACGAUCGAGUACGGCGCCGUGUUCGCCGAGAUUGCCGCCGCGCAGGGCAUCGACUUUGACCCUACGCCAAAGGUGAGGCCGUGGCUGCGCGAGCUGGGCGCCGAGAGCGUGCGCGAGCGGUCCGACUGGAUGCCGGUGCGGAACUGGGCUCGGGAUCCUGUGGUGAGGAAGAAGGGCGAGAUUCUAUACAAGAUGCUCGAGACGGGCUGUAACCAUUGGACGCUGAGAAUGUUUGGCCUCGCUGGCUGGGAGGAAGCAAAGACACGCGAACUGCUGGACAGGGUGAUGAAAGAAUAUGACGAUCCGUUCCUCAGGAGUUGCAUCAAAGUAACAUUUAUAUCGGCGAGAAAGCCCGGCGGCAAAAGUACCAAGACGAAGAACGUGGAAAAGACACAAUGA